CCGAACCGUCUUCCGAGACUUCAUAGUUAGGACCGCUUCUGCGUUAGGAAGACUGUUUUUCUAUUUUUGUUUUGAGUCUGCGGUGGAAACAUGAGAGUGAGUGAAGUCCACGCAGCAGAGUCUGUUGCUUAUCUCAACAGAGCUCUGGUUAGGCUGAAGGAUAUUUGGGAUGAAAUCGGUAUUCCAGAGGAACAGCGCGUACAGAGAACCAACGCUGUCCACAAGCACAUUAAAGGGCUGUUGGACCUGAUGAUUACCGAGGAAGAGCAGCUAAAGAAGAGAUUAAUAAAAAACAUUCAGGCAUUUCUUGAAGAGCAAAACACGUUGUGCCGUCAACUUCAGCUGCCUUCCUUUGAGGAGGAAGAGGGCUGCUCCAUGUUGCAGAUUGAGAGGAAUAGCCGUACACGUUUGGAGUUGAUGAUGGAGCAGAAGAAGCAAAGAAUGGAAGACCUAAAGGGCCUCCUAGGACAAGACCGUGAGCUGUGUGACAUUAUGUGCACUACCCCAUUUGGCAUUGACCAGGCCGCCAUCCCAUCACUGAAGCAACUUGAGGCAUAUCACGCCUACCUGGAUGAUCUGACCAAAGAGAAGGAAUGUCGUCAUGAUGAAUUUGUGAGCCUCAAAAAGGAGAUCUCCGUAUGCAUGGAUGAUCUGGAGCGGCAUCCAGAGACCAGUUUUGAGAUGGAUGUGAUGUCUGAGGACGAGGAGGCAUUUUGUCUCUCAAAUGAAAACAUUGCUGCCCUUAAAGUUCUCCUCCGUCAGUUACAAGAAAGCAAGGCUGAGAACGAGCUGCGCUGCUCAUCUUUGCGGAUCACCAUCAAGGAGCUGUGGGAAAGACUUCAGAUUCCACAAGAGGAGAGGGAGCCCAUCUCUGAGCAUAUGGUCCUGUCAAAGAAAAGCAACGUUGAGGCA
Messenger RNA from Notothenia coriiceps (black rockcod), 912 nucleotides. Its product is annotated as protein regulator of cytokinesis 1-like. The annotation marks the transcript as partial. Gene Ontology annotation, biological process: microtubule cytoskeleton organization; mitotic spindle midzone assembly. Gene Ontology annotation, cellular component: cytoplasm; mitotic spindle midzone; spindle. NCBI's taxonomy places the organism in Eukaryota, Metazoa, Chordata, Actinopteri, Perciformes, Nototheniidae. The record is from RefSeq and is a predicted model, not a curated record. The transcript has 6 exons. Gene Ontology annotation, molecular function: microtubule binding.